AUGCCACCGCAACAAGCCUGGGCGUCACGCCAAUUUCAAGACUGCGACUCGGAUGGAAAAUCACGCGCCGUGCAAUGCAAAUGGUGCAUAGAANAGAAAGUCGCCUACAACAGCACUUCACGCAAGACUUCACAUCUCAAGCAAUGCGUCGCCUUCAACGAACACGUCGUUCAGCUUGUUGAGGCUGAGAAUGCCGGCGGCUACCUGUGUCGCGAACUCGAGCAGAUGCCUGCUGUCGUCCUGGAAUCCGUCCUCGAUCAGACUGGCUGCAGAAGAUUGCAACAAGGUCAUGCAGGACAAGGCGCUGUGGGCAUGGGAGCUGUGAAUGGCCAACUCGGUGCCCAAGCUGCUGUACUGUUUGGUAACGGCAAUGUUGGCGCGCCGAGAUUGAACGGUAUGAACGACACUCCUCGCUCAGAAAGACCUACACCUUCGUCAGCACUUCGCGCCAACCCAAACUCCAUCUCCCACGCCUCGACGCCGUCGUCCGUACCGCAGCGCGGUGCUUCCAACUUCAACCGCGCUCAGAUCGAUAGAGCCUUUGCCUCUGCCCUGAAUCACCCAUCUACCACAUCUCCCGCCCUCCAACCUCAUCAAACCCCCAAUCAAUCCGCGCUACAGCCUCCCAAUGGCCAAGAUGUUUCGGGCCUCCUCAGUUCAUUCAACUCCUCGACGGACCCACGAAUCUCAGACGCCCUGCGUCUUCUGGACAAGGACACACGCGUGAGAAUUGCAAGAGAGUUGCUGGACGAGGCAUACGAGGGUGUCAAAAGAGCUGUGGACAACUACAUUGAGAAGCAACAGUAUCUCAAUGCUAUUCUCGAAGACGGUGCUGAAUUGGGUGCUGAUGAUCAGGGACGUUAG
This is a messenger RNA of Aureobasidium musti, 864 nucleotides long. Lineage: Eukaryota; Fungi; Ascomycota; Dothideomycetes; Dothideales; Saccotheciaceae. The record is from the annotation of a GenBank genome assembly.